UAGCCAGGCAUGGUGGCGGGCGCCUGUGGUCCCAGCUACUCAGGAGGCCGAGGCAGGAGAAUGGCGUGAACCCAGGAGGCUGAGCUUGCAGUGAGCUGCGAUCAUGCCACUGCACUCCAGCCUGGGUGACAGCGCAAGACUCCAUCUAAAAAAAAGAAAGAAAGAAAGAAAAAAAGGCAGGCACCUGCCCUCGGGCUCCCCAGGUGGGCUGCUCUUUGCCUGUGGGCUCUUCCUGCCCGCCUUUCCAGUCCCCAGGGAUCUAAACUCCUGUGACCUCCCCCUUGCUCUUCUUGCCGUUUGCACUGCCUGGCUUGGCCUCAUUAAUGUCCCCUAGUCUGUGUUCUUCUCUCCAGCUCCUCUGGCAACCCCUGACCCCAUUCAUUCGUCACAGCCAAUCCUAACUCCCCUCCAUCCCAACCCCAAUCCCUCUUCCAUAGCUGUUGGAACAUCCUCUAAGCUAAAAAUCAGAUUGCUCCUUGUCACCUUGGCUCGAGUCCUCUCUCCCACUCCCCUCACUGUCCUUAGAAUCCCCGUGGCCCACACGGCCUGGCCUGGCCCGGCCACUGCCUGGGGCUCUGGCACUGUGGCUCACUGCAUCCCGUUUCCCUCUGCACCCUGCAUCCUCUAGGCCUUUCCAGGGGCUGUGCUCUUGGCCUGGGGUUCUUUGUCUUUCUCUCUUUACCUGGCUGACAGCUGCUUGUCCCUCCUCAGGGGAUUAUGUUGGGACCACCAGGCCAGCCCACUGCUGCCCCUUGGCACUUUCAGAAAGCCCUGGCGUGUCUCCGUCACCCCCUUGUAGUUACCUGGUCACCCUCCCUGUCGCUGAGGGUAUGGAGGCCAGAUGGCUCUUGCUGCCCUGAUGUCUUGGGGGGUCUGUCUGGGCCCCUCCUGGUGUGUCACACGCGUCUGGUCCUGGCCUCCUAGGAGGCAGCAUGGCGGGAGCUGGAGGCCGAGCGGUCCCAGCUGCAGAGUCAGCUGCAGCGCGAGCAGGAGGAGCUGCUGGCCCGGCUGGAGGCCGAGAAGGAAGAGCUGAGUGAGGAGAUUGCUACCCUGCAGCAGGAACGCGACGAGGGCCUCCUCCUGGCUGAGAGCGAGAAGCAGCAGGCCUUGUCUCUGAAGGAGUCUGAAAAGACGGCGCUGUCAGAGAAGUUGAUGGGUACACGGCACAGCCUGGCCACCAUCUCCCUGGAGAUGGAGCGGCAGAAACGAGAUGCCCAGAGCCGGCAGGAGCAAGACCGGAGCACCGUGAACGCUCUGACGUCCGAGCUGCGGGACCUACGGGCCCAGCUGGAGGAGGCUGCUGCGGCCCACGCCCAGGAGGUGAGGAGGCUGCAAGAGCAGGCCCGAGACCUGGGCAAGCAGCGGGACUCCUGUCUUCGCGAGGCAGAAGAGCUUCGGACCCAGCUGCGUCUGCUGGAGGAUGCCCGUGAUGGGCUGCGGCGGGAGCUGCUAGAGGCCCAGCGCAAGCUGCGUGAGAGCCAGGAGGGCCAGGAGGUGCAGCGCCAGGAGGCAGGCGAGCUGCGGCGCAGCCUGGGCGAGGGCGCCAAGGAGCGCGAGGCCCUGCGGCGCUCCAACGAGGAGCUUCGGGCCGCUGUGAAGAAGGCAGAAAGCGAGCGCAUCAGCCUGAAGCUUGCCAAUGAGGACAAGGAGCAGAAGCUGGCACUCCUAGAGGAGGCACGGACAGCCGUGGGCAAGGAGGCUGGGGAGCUGCGAACUGGACUGCAGGAGGUGGAGCGCUCGCGGCUGGAGGCUCGGCGGGAGCUGCAGGAGCUCCGGCGUCAGAUGAAGAUGCUGGACAGUGAGAACACCAGACUGGGCCGGGAGCUGGCGGAGCUGCAGGGCCGCCUGGCACUGGGCGAGCGGGCAGAGAAGGAGAGCCGGCGGGAGACCCUGGGCCUCCGGCAGAGGCUGCUGAAGGGCGAGGCCAGCCUGGAGGUGAUGCGGCAGGAGCUCCAGGUAGCCCAGCGGAAGCUGCAGGAACAAGAAGGCGAGUUCCGGACCCGCGAGCGACGCCUGCUGGGCUCCCUGGAGGAGGCGCGUGGCACUGAAAAGCAGCAGCUGGACCACGCCCGCGGCCUAGAGCUGAAGCUGGAGGCGACGCGGGCCGAGGCUGCAGAGCUGGGCCUGCGGCUGAGCGCAGCCGAGGGCCGGGCUCAAGGCCUGGAAGCCGAGCUGGCCCGCGUGGAGGCGCAGCGGCGCGCGGCGGAGGCCCAGCUGGGUGGCCUGCGCUCGGCUCUGCGCCGGGGCCUUGGCCUCGGUCGUGCGCCCAGCCCAGCCCCGCGGCCGGUGCCCGGCUCCCCUGCCCGGGACGUACCCGCAGGAGGAAGUGGGGAUGGGCUCAGCAGCCCCAGCACCUUAGAAUGCAGCCCUGGGUCCCAGCCACCAUCUCCAGGACCUGCCACCUCCCCAGCUCCUCCAGACCUGGACCCGGAGGCCGUGCGCGCGGCCCUCCGGGAAUUUCUGCAGGAGCUGCGCAGUGCCCAGAGAGAACGGGAUGAUCUUCGGACCCAGACCAGUGCCCUGAGUCGCCAGCUGGCUGAGAUGGAGGCUGAGAGAGACCACGCAACCUUGAGGGCCAGGCAGCUGCAGAAGGUGGUGGCUGAGAGUGAGGAAGCCCGGCGCAGUGUGGAUCGGCGGCUGAGCGGGGUCCAGGCGGAGCUGGCGCUGCAGGAGGAGAGUGUGCGGCGCAGUGAGCGGGAGCGCCGGGCCACGCUGGACCAGGUAGCCACACUGGAGAGGAGCCUGCAGGCCACUGAGAGCGAGCUCCGGGCCAGCCAGGAGAAGAUCAGCAAGAUGAAGGCCAAUGAGACAAAGCUGGAGGGCGACAAGCGGCGCCUGAAGGAGGUCCUGGACGCCUCCGAGAGCCGCACCGUCAAGCUGGAGCUGCAGCGGCGCUCGCUUGAGGGGGAGCUGCAGCGCAGCCGCCUAGGCCUGAGUGACCGCGAGGCCCAAGCCCAGGCCCUCCAGGAUCGAGUGGACUCCCUGCAGAGACAGGUGGCAGACAGCGAGGUGAAGGCAGGGACCCUGCAGCUGACCGUGGAGCGGCUGAACGGGGCCCUGGCCAAGGUGGAGGAAAGCGAGGGGGCCCUGCGGGACAAGGUGCGGGGCCUGACAGAGGCCCUAGCCCAGAGCAGUGCCAGCCUCAACAGCACCCAGGACAAGAACCUGCAUCUACAGAAGGCUCUGACCGCCUGUGAACAUGACCGCCAAGUGCUCCAGGAACGGCUGGAGGCUGCCCGGCAGGCGUUAUCUGAGGCACGGAAGCAAAGCAGCUCUCUGGGCGAGCAGGUGCAGACGUUGCGAGGCGAGGUGGCUGACCUGGAGCUGCAGCGGGUGGAGGCCGAGGGCCAGCUACAACAGCUACGGGAGGUGCUGCGGCAGCGGCAGGAUGGUGAGGCUGCAGCCCUGCACAUGGUCCAGAAGCUGCAAGAUGAGCGGCGGCUGCUGCAGGAGCGCCUGGGCAGCCUGCAGCGCGCCCUGGCUCAGCUGGAAGCCGAGAAGCGGGAGGUGGAGCGCUCAGCCCUGCGGCUGGAGAAGGACCGUGUAGCCCUCAGGAGGACACUGGACAAGGUGGAGCGGGAGAAGCUUCGUAGCCACGAGGACACAGUGCGGCUGAGCGCAGAGAAGGGCCGCCUGGACCGCACCCUCACGGGAGCUGAGCUGGAGCUGGCAGAGGCGCAGAGGCAGAUCCAGCAGCUGGAGGCGCAGGUGGUGGUGCUGGAGCAGAGCCACAGCCCAGCCCAGCUGGAGGUAGACGCGCAGCAGCAGCAGCAGCUGGAGCUGCAGCAGGAGGUGGAACGACUGCGCAGUGCCCAGGUGCAGACUGAGCGCACGCUGGAGGCUCGGGAGCGGGCCCACCGCCAGACGGUGUGUGGGCUGGAGGAGCAGGUGUGCAGGUCUCCUCGGAAGGCUGGGCCAGGAUCAUGUGUGGGACUGGAGGAAGAGGAGAGACCCAGUCAAGACCUCGUGGGUGUCCACACUGAAGGGACAGUUGCAGCAGGAGCUUCGAAGGAGCUCAGCACCUUUCUCCCCAUCCUCCGGCCCCCCAGAGAAAUGAGCCCCUCCUGGCAUCUGGAAAAAGGCCCUGUGCCCGGGACAGGGGAGGGCCCUCCUUUUGGACAGCCCACCCCCCAGAGCCCAGUCCCCUGGGGGCCUCAAGCUGGGGUGGGAUGAGGAGGCGCUCUCUGGCAGUGCUGAGGAGGGGUACUCCAGCUCCAGGCCUGGAGGGGCUUCCCAGCAUCGCCUGCAGGCCCCACCUCAGUCCAGCCUCCCUCUUCCAGGAUGAGCCACUGUAGAUCGUACCGGUUCCUCCUUGAGGGGCUGAGCCGCAGCCAGGGUUGGGGAGAGCCCUCGUCUCUGGUCAGCCCUGGAGCAAGGGCUCGUGGGAAAGGGGGCAGGGGUCAGAGGCCCAGUCCCUGACUCUGGCUUCCCAGAGAUCUGUCCACUUUAGUUGAGAGUGUGUGUCAGGAAAUUCCUCAGAGUGCUCAGAGUCCCUGUAUUUUUAUACCUUUUUACGAUGUUAACUGUUCCGAACUGUUUUUUGUAACAAGACCUCCUUUU
This is a messenger RNA of Piliocolobus tephrosceles (Ugandan red Colobus), 4560 nucleotides long. It is a transcript of the gene CROCC, whose product is annotated as ciliary rootlet coiled-coil, rootletin. The record is from RefSeq and is a predicted model, not a curated record. Bases 1153 to 4173 code for a protein of 1006 amino acids. Gene Ontology annotation, cellular component: nucleus; chromosome, centromeric region; spindle pole. Gene Ontology annotation, biological process: mitotic cell cycle; metaphase chromosome alignment; regulation of G2/M transition of mitotic cell cycle. The transcript has 17 exons. Gene Ontology annotation, molecular function: dynein complex binding; microtubule binding. NCBI's taxonomy places the organism in Eukaryota, Metazoa, Chordata, Mammalia, Primates, Cercopithecidae.